Molecule: messenger RNA, 974 nt
Organism: Eleginops maclovinus (Patagonian blennie)
Lineage: Eukaryota; Metazoa; Chordata; Actinopteri; Perciformes; Eleginopidae
Gene: c2h11orf58
Product: chromosome 2 C11orf58 homolog
Exons: 5
Coding region: 140-646 (168 amino acids)
Source: RefSeq, a predicted model, not a curated record
AGUUGACCAACUACAAUAAAAACAAAGAAGAAGAAAUAACCGGAAGUGACGACACGAGGGGGGUUGUUGACAAAUCCAGCUAGCCUUUGCUAGGUAGCAUGGUUAUUCGUUGACUUAUUUACUAAAUAAAACGUCCAUAAUGAGUUCUCUAGACGACAGGCACGGAACAAAACGUCCAGCUUCUCCAAAUGACGAUGGAUCUACAUGGGCAUCCGCUGACCUUGGAAGCGAUGAAAGGAAGCAGAAGUUUUUACGUUUGAUGGGCGCCGGCAAGAAAGAACCAACCGGAAGACUCGUGAUUGGCGACCACAAGUCGACGUCCCAUGUCCGCAGUGGGUUUGAAGACAGAAGGAUGAACGAGCAGCUGGAGAUGCAGUACCAGCAGGGCAUGGAUGGGAAGCUGUCCGGCCGGAACCGGAGACACUGUGGUCUGGGUUUCAGUGAGCCUGAGCCAGAGUUACUGCCCGACCCCCCAGUGGACAGUCAGACAAAAGCAACAGAGCCAGAGAAGUCCACUUGUGCAGAGAAACCCACAGACGCCAAGGACCAAGGCAGCGAUUCCAACUCGGAGACCUCGGAUAAGUCCGAGUCCGACUCAAACAGUAGUGAUGAAGAGCGGGAAUCUGCUGCGAAGAGGCCGUUGUGAAGUCAGCGUAGGGCUGUGGGGGGGUGGGGAUGGGGGUGCAGGGAGGAAUUUGUUUUUGUAAUCUCAAAUUUGUACAUUUUGACGUUUGUUUGACUGUAUGUGAUCACCCAUGAUUAUAGUCCGCUUUACUGUGUAGAAAAUAGUUUUCUAUACAAGUACUUCUCAUUGGGGGACUUCCUGGAGUGUUUGCUGUCAGGAAUCAAGUCAGCAGGCUGUAGCGUCAUUUUAAACAGUCAAUGAAUUAUGUUGGAUGAAACACAGUUGCUAUACACAUUGUACAUUUUGUGAAUUCUUGUUUCAAAACCAAUAAAAGGAAGUUUGGGUCUAA